GUCUUAUUUGUAGUGGAUGAGGAUUUUUAGGGUGCGAUAUCUAAUCCACAUGUCAUUUGUCUUCGCCCAAACAUUAUAUACAAUAGAAGCGACAUGUGCAGCACGUAGGAAAAAGUUGAGCUGUCAGUUGCAAUAAUGUGGCUUGAUGUGUUCCCACGUUUUUUUGUCCUCAACGCAUCAUCAAAGUAUCACGCUCAAAGUACCAUGAUAUCACCACUGCUCCGGUUCUCUCGGAGCCAACUGGCGCCUCGUCGUGGCGCAAUUAACCUAACUCGGACCUCCACCAACCACUCCAAUUCGAAGGCUAAAUUAGUUAAAGCUAAUUAUUCCCGCCUCCCUAUAAAUUGCCCCAGGGUGCUUCUCCUCUCCGCCGAUCCUCCCACUAUCGUGGUCGUUAACAAAAGCUAAAGGCUUCUAGUCUUCGCCUCGCAUUCCCUCCUUCCCUCCGCCAGCGAUGAAGGUAAUCGAUAAGAUCGCCGGCGACCAUGACGGUCCCGUCGUCUUCUCCUUCGAGUUCUUCACACCGAAGCUCUCUGGCGAUGCGGAGGCCCGCGCACGCGCCUCCGACGCCUUCGUGGCCAAGGUUGCCAACAUGGCCGCCCACGGCGCGGCGUUCUGCGACAUCACGUGGCGCCCCCGCGACGCCGACUCCACACUCGCCCUUGCCGGCCGGAUGCAGCGCGAGGUCGGCGUCGAGACCAUUAUGCACCUCACGUGCCUCGGCAUGCCCCUCGACCGCAUCGACCACGCCAUCUCCGCCGUCCGUGCCGCCGGCGUCCAGAACGUCCUGGCCCUCCGCGGCGAUCCUCCCCUCGGCACCGCCGACGCCGCCCUCUCCGCCGAGGAGGCCGCCCCCGGCGGGCCCGCCUGCGCCCUCGAUCUGGUCGAGCACAUCCGAUCCAAACACGGGGACUACUUCGGCAUCGCCGUCGCCGGGUACCCAGAGGCGCACCCGGACAAGAUUCCGGAUGGGAGCGAGGUCGCGACAGUGGAGGGGUACGAGAGCGAUUUGGAGUACCUCAAGAAGAAGGUGGAAGCCGGGGCGGAUUUGAUCGUGACGCAGCUCUUCUUCGAUGUUGAUAUUUUUCUCAAAUUCGUGGGGGAUUGCCGGCGGGUCGGGAUCGAUUGCCCGAUUGUGCCUGGAAUCCUUCCGAUCGCGACGUACCGGAAUUUUCAGAGGAUGACGGAGACGUGCAAGACGAAGGUGCCACCGGAGGUGAGGGCGGCGGUGGAGGCGAGGAAGGGGGACGAGGCGGCGCUGGCGGCGUACGGGGUGGAACUGGCGACGGAUAUGUGCCGGAAAAUCUUGGAGAAAGGGAUAAGGGAGCUGCACUUCUAUACGAUGAACCGGGAGGAGCCGGCGCUGACGGUGCUGAGGAAUUUGGGGCUGGUGGCGGUGGGUGGCAAGGCGGUUCCGAAAUCGUUGGGAGAGAACCAGAACGGGGAAAAAGCGGAGUUGGAAAAAAAGCCGGCGAACGGGUCGCAGUAGAUGCGCAAUACAUAGGUUGGUCCCAAAUAUCUUGGAUUGCCAAUACAGAAGAUCUCAAACGCGUCGUUGACUAAUUAUUGUUAAGAGUUCACAUUAUAGUUUUUUUAUGAUAAGAUCGGCCGGUGGUAGGUUAGUUUCCAAUUGUUUGACCAGGUCAAAUACUAUAGAUUUGUCUGUUGGCAAUGGAAGAAAUAUAUUAAACAUGUGAUGAUUUCAAUCAAGUGGAUAAUUAAUAUUACGGAGAGGAACAAUGGCAUUGCAA
Molecule: messenger RNA, 1751 nt
Organism: Elaeis guineensis (African oil palm)
Lineage: Eukaryota; Viridiplantae; Streptophyta; Magnoliopsida; Arecales; Arecaceae
Product: methylenetetrahydrofolate reductase (NADH) 2
Biological process (GO): tetrahydrofolate interconversion
Cellular component (GO): cytosol
Molecular function (GO): methylenetetrahydrofolate reductase [NAD(P)H] activity; FAD binding
Source: RefSeq, a predicted model, not a curated record